Hydra vulgaris (swiftwater hydra) is the source of this 1738-nucleotide messenger RNA. RefSeq lists its product as uncharacterized. The record is from RefSeq and is a predicted model, not a curated record. Gene Ontology annotation, molecular function: transmembrane transporter activity. Lineage: Eukaryota; Metazoa; Cnidaria; Hydrozoa; Anthoathecata; Hydridae. Gene Ontology annotation, biological process: transmembrane transport.
UGGUCAGCUUUACGUGAAUAAAAAACUUCAGCAAUUUUGGUCAACUUUUUUUUCACGUAGAGCUAUAUAAUUAUAUACUAUAUACUCAGCGUUUUUGGAGUAAAUUGCUUAGCUUCACGUGAAUAAAAAUUUUAACGAAUUUACUAAAAUUUUAACACAAUUUAAUAAUAGUCAAAGCAAUGGCUUUUUUUAUUCAGCCGGUCUGUUAAGAAAAACAAGUCAAAGUCGAAUGAAUAUGAACUUAAACACAAUACAGAAGGAAAAGUGGUUACAAAAAAGAAAAUACACGUUUAUUGCUUUUUCAAUUCAAAUGGUUGUUAUCGGAAUGGAAUACAGUCUUACCAUUGUUACAUUAUGGUUGUAUAUCAAAGAAAUGAUAAAUACAAGUUCACCAAAACUGUAUUACGGUCUUGUAUCUUUGUCAUACAUGCUUGCAUGUGCAAUACUAACACCGUUUAUUGGAAGAUGGGCCGAUAGAACUCGAGAUAUCAAUAAGUCAUCUUUAAUAUGUAACAUGUUGAUGCUAACUGGAAAUGUGUUAUACACUAUUCAUUUUUCUCCUAUUUUUUUAAUAGGAGGAAGAGUCAUAUCUGGCUUUGGUGGAGCGUUAAAAUCUAUAAUUUAUAGCGAAACAAUUCGAAGUUACGUAGGGCAUGAAACAAGUACAAAGCUAUCAGUUUUAUCAAUUAUGCUUAAUUUUGGUUUUAUGCUUGGACCAGGAAUAAAAUUCUUUUUUAAAGAUAUCAAUUUUUAUAUAGGUCGCUGGCAUUUCAAAAAUGUAAAUUUUCCCGGACUAUUUUUGGGUUUUUUAUGUUUCGCAAUGGAAAUUGUUACCAUAACAAUGGUCCAUGAUUUGUCAAAAGAGUUUGAUUAUAAAGAUUUUACUGAAAACAAUUUCAUAACAAAUGUAGUUGAUGAGGUUUACGAAUAUGAUAACAUUAUAGACGAUAAAAAAAUACCUUUAAUGCAAAAAAAUAUCCUACCAGUAAAUCUAAAACAGCAUACUGUAAUAAAGAUUUUAAAAACAUUGUUUGCGAACUUUGACUCAGCACUUAUUUUGUUUUCAAAUUUUUUUUUAUCUUUUUAUUUUAUCAACGUAGACAUAUGGCUACCAUUGCUAAUUAUUGAGAAAAUGCGUCUUUCGAUGUUAGAAACAAACAUUUGUUUUUUAGGUGUGAAUGGAAUCUGUGCUUUUAUGCUGUUAAUAUUUAUAUGGGGACGGUUGUCUGAUAAGAAGUUAAUUUUAUUAUUUAUUAUUAGCUUAGUUGGGUUUUCCACUGUCAGCGUAAGUUUUAUUAUUCUUUCACAUUUUCCAUUUAGCAAGUGUUUGAAUAUCAUUUUAUGCAUCAUUUACAUGGUUAGUUUUGCAGGUACACCUAUAGUGAUUUAUGUAUUUUUUAUAAGUACACUAGCCAAAAUGGUCAACUCAAAUAUUUUGGCAUUUGUUGACAGCAUUCGAUCUUCAAUCCAUAGUAUGGGAGCUCUAUUAGCUUUUAGUUUUUCCGCAUUUAUAUUUGAUUAUGUUGAAAUAUUUGGAACACUGUAUGCUGUCAUUAUGAUAACUAUUGGAAUCCUGUUUAUUAUAAGAAAGAAACAUAUAAUUAAUCCAGAACUAUUGUUGUGAUAGAUGAAUAUAAAAAUUAACAUUUGUUUGUUAAUAAAAACAAAUAACACAUGCCUUGAAGACACGUUUUUUAUAAUUUCGUUUUUAUCCAAUGAAUUAAAUUGUUUAUAUAAA